AAAGACAACAAAAUUUCAAUUUUCCGCGGAAUCAAAUCAACGAUCAAAAACAUGUCUUCAUCUGAACUCAACUUUCCCGCCUCUGAAAACCCUAGCAGCAAAUGGCGAUUCACAUGGGAAGCUCAAUCUCACGUUUCAACUCUCCGAUUAAUCGUUUUCAAUCCCAAUAUCAAACCCUCGUCUCAAUGCAACAAUAUCUGUAUCAACUUAUCUAUGGAGCAAUCUUUGCUCACUAUCAGCUUCUUCGAACCGGAACUGAAACCCGAGACUUUAAUUAGGGUUCCAGUUCCUCGGGUCUUAAUUGACCCGGAAUCUCCGGUUCAUUCUAGAGCGUUCGAUGAUCAUAUUGAAGUUAAAUUUUCUCUUCUUAUUCCUGUUGAUCAUCCGCUCAUGUCGGGCUUGGAUUUAUCCGAACCGGAAGAAAAACGGGCCUCAGAUACAUUAUUUCCAUUCUCCGUGAAUUAUGAAAUGAAGAACUUAUCUGCUAUGGAGGAAGUCCAUUUUUACUGCAGAAGUUGCUCGACUAAGUUAACCAGGGCUAUCAGAUUAUUUAACGAGAUGCCAUCAGUUUACUGGCAAGAUGUUGCAGACAAUUGGUUUGGGACAUGUUGUUGCUCGUUUGGUGGUAUAAGUGAAAAGCUGGUCAAGGAAUUUGCAAAGUCAUAUUCUUGUACAACAGGUGUUUGCCUUAUAACUGGCGCAUCUGUUAUUAUAUGCAAAGAGGACCUCAUUGGAUGUGAAUUUCCUGAGCCGAAUAGGGACCAAACUUAUCAUUCUCAGGUCAAUUCAGCCGAGACGACUUGUUUAACCAGAGAUGCACCCUGCAAAAGUGAACAAUCAAGAAAGGUAUGCCGCAACUAUCCAGGCGCAGGAGAGGGAGUUGAUGAGAUUAGCGUUGUUCGUCCUAUAGAAGAAAAUAUUGGGGCGAAACAAAACAAUGAAGUUGCUGAAAAGGUGUUAAAUGGUGAUAGUUCAACCUGCAUGCCUUUACAGUUGAAGGAUGAAGACAAAAUGCAGUCAUUGGCUGGAAUUUCUUCAGAGGCAAACUGCCACACUAGAAAGCAGAACAAUGGCUGUUGUACGAGUAAUCUAUGUGAAAUGGAGAAAGAAUAUGAAAUGAAUAUUGAACUCUUAGAUAAGCAGAAAAUAUUUCUUAAAGGCUGCCUUGGGGAUGCUUUUAUGUUGAGACCUUCCAAUCUUUCCAAUGAUGUUAAGUGGAUUGAAUUUCUCUGUCCUAAAUGUUCAUCUCUUAUUGGAUCAUAUCCUUGCUCCAGUGAUAAUGCACCAUUGGAUGAUGGAGUUCGGCUAUACAAAUAUAACAUAUCUACUUGUUUGCCUGUUUGUGGGUUGAAUGAUCCAUUUAGGAACUAUACUUUGGAAAGGAUGUUUACACGUCAAUUGCUUGAAGCUGCACAAGAUGAACUAUCAUUUCGGACUGUUGUCAGAGAUAUGCACACCAAAAGUCCACUUUCACAAAUUGUUCUCCUAAACCCAAAUGCUUGGUCUUAUAGUGGAUGUUGCAUGCAUGAUAUGGAACCAGCUGCUAAGAUCAAUAUGUACCCGAUUGUCAAGCUAUUAUUCUCUGCGAAUAUCAAGGACAUGGAACUUGAACCCAGAAAAGUAGAAGAGUGGGUGACCAAGAAUCAAACAGAUGAAGUUUACAUUUUGCCAUCUCAAGUGACAGAACUAAUUACAAAUUUGGAGAUGGCAACUAAAAUGUGGCCACCGUCACAUAUGCUGUUGCAGGGUUUCUAUAUGUCAUCCUUGAAGAGAUAAAGGGUAAGUCGUUUCAAUUUCGCUCGAACGAUCAUUGUAACCGAGGAGGAAUUCGUAUGUACAGUACAUGUUCUGACGUUAGAAGCAUUGGCCUGAAACAGUGGUCUCACUAGUUGAGCAUGUUAACACCCUAGCCUUACGAGUAAGCAGUAAGUUUUGACAAUCCCACACCAAAUUGUACCAAUUUAUGUAUUGUGAUUGAAUAAUUAAUAGAUACCCUCCUUGGUUUA
Nicotiana tabacum (common tobacco) is the source of this 2006-nucleotide messenger RNA. RefSeq lists its product as uncharacterized. Gene Ontology annotation, cellular component: nucleus; cytosol; ubiquitin ligase complex. Gene Ontology annotation, biological process: protein autoubiquitination; proteasome-mediated ubiquitin-dependent protein catabolic process; protein polyubiquitination. Gene Ontology annotation, molecular function: ubiquitin conjugating enzyme binding; cyclin binding; ubiquitin protein ligase activity. The record is from RefSeq and is a predicted model, not a curated record. NCBI's taxonomy places the organism in Eukaryota, Viridiplantae, Streptophyta, Magnoliopsida, Solanales, Solanaceae.